This is a messenger RNA of Puntigrus tetrazona (Sumatra barb), 1077 nucleotides long. RefSeq names its product melanocortin 2 receptor accessory protein 2b (gene mrap2b). NCBI's taxonomy places the organism in Eukaryota, Metazoa, Chordata, Actinopteri, Cypriniformes, Cyprinidae. Gene Ontology annotation, molecular function: type 1 melanocortin receptor binding; type 4 melanocortin receptor binding; corticotropin hormone receptor binding. Gene Ontology annotation, cellular component: endoplasmic reticulum; plasma membrane. The record is from RefSeq and is a predicted model, not a curated record. The transcript is spliced from 5 exons. Gene Ontology annotation, biological process: protein localization to plasma membrane; regulation of adenylate cyclase-activating G protein-coupled receptor signaling pathway. Bases 1 to 681 code for a protein of 226 amino acids.
AUGUUCGCAAAGCAAGCGUUCCGUGACCGUUCCAGAGAACGAACGAGAGGAGAGGUGAGGUCGGGUGUGAAGAGAACGUUUGCUCUAAACACAAACACGACGGACGCGUGCUUUAAACGAGCACAGACGACCUCGAGGAGAACAGAAUAUUUGAACCAGAGUCGGUCUGGAGGAGAUUAUGAAUGGCGUUAUGAGUAUUAUGAUGAAGAGGAACCCGUGUCCUUCGAGGGAUUGAGAGCCAACAGAUACUCUAUAGUGAUAGGUUUCUGGGUUGGACUGGCCGUGUUUGUCAUCUUCAUGUUCUUUGUUUUGACGCUGCUGACUAAAACAGGAGCUCCGCAUCCAGAGAUGUCUGAUCCCGGUGAAAAGCAUCAUGGUCUAGCUGACUGUGUGCUGGAGGUCAGCAGCUCUCUCCCGCCGCUGCCGGACGAAUCACGCUCCCUCUUUCACUUCUACAUCCACGAGGAGGCCGUCAGAGAUGCCGUGAUUGGCCGAGGGAGGCGUUGUGGGCGGGGCCUCCUCCAGGGGGCAGCAGAGGACGAGAGAGGAAAUGAAGACGAGCGCUUCCUGUCCGACUUCCACAUUCCCAACUUCGUGAGCUCUGAGCAGAACGAUGACUUCCUGCCAUGUGAGCAGAGCGCAGAGCCCGCCCACUCCUCCUGUGAUGUCAUCGGAUGCUAACACACAGACUCUUCUCUCACCUGCUUUUUAAUGAGCAUCAAACGGACUGAUGAUUAAUUAUGCAGAAGAUCAGAUCAACUUUCACUGUGUUCUAUUCUCCUCUCUAAACUUCACUUUUAGUUAGUUCCUUUAGUUUAGUCUUCAUGACUGUGUGUGUGUUUACGGGUAUUAUAGUAUGAUUGACAUACUACUAUAGUUCAGAACAAGGCUGUGAAUUAGUGUUCAUUUUCUAACCUUACUUUAUUUUUUAUUUUGUUUAAAUGUAAGUUGUUGAUUUUAAACUACAAAAGUAUUAAGUUUUUAUAUAUAUCAUUUAUUUAUUUUUUUCUUAAUUCAGCACAUUAAGUUGUACUGUAAAGGAAAAUAUGAAAUGUUUUUUUGAUUAUUUUAGCUAAU